CCUCUCUGCAACAGAACGUGCGGGACCCGCAGCUGAAGACAGAAGCGAAACCCCCAGAGAGCCGGAUCCUGGAGCCCCGGACGGAGCGGGAGGCAGCCAAGCAGCAGGUGCUGAAGAGGAUCCAAAUCUGGAAGAGGCAGCAGCAGCUGGCAGGGAACGGGGCCCUUUUUGAGGAGAACCUAGCUCUGCUGCAGAAGAGAUGUGAGAGUCUGGUCGAGGUUUACUUCCAGCUGCACCAGCAGGUGAUGGCGGCGAGCGCAGAGCUGGGGGCUGAGCUGCUGCCCCGGCUGCUGGAGCGGGUCAGCGGGGUGUUAUCCAGCCUGGUCAAGAGCUCCUUCCUGGUGGAGAAGCAGCCCCCGCAGGUGCUGAAGACCCAGACCAAGUUCCAGGCGAGUGUCCGGUUCCUGAUGGGCCCCCAGCUACUGAAGGCAUCAGCCAAGCCCUACAUGGUGCGGGCCGACAUGGUGACAGAGAAGCAGGCACGGGAACUGGCGCUCAGCGCCUACAGCAAUGUUCUCAGUGAGAGCACAGGGGAGAUCAUGCAUAACGUGGUGGCCUUGGAGACCAACCCCACCAGUGGGACCUGCUGUGCCAACUUCAAGAACGUAUUGCUGAAGAAGAUCAAGCGCUGUGAGCGGAAGGGGUCAGAGUCAGUGACGGAGGAGAAGUGUGCCGUCCUGUUCAGCACCACUGUGACCUUGACCCCCAGCAACUUCUCUGUCCACCUCCAGGUCCUGUCUCUGCCCAUCGUGGUCAUCGUCCAUGGGAACCAGGACAAUAAUGCCAAAGCAACUGUGCUGUGGGAUAACGCCUUCUCCGAGAUUGACCGGGUGCCCUUUGUGGUGGCCGAGCGGGUGCCCUGGGAGAAGAUGUGUGAUACACUGAACCUGAAGUUCAUGGCGGAGGUGCAGACCACCAAGGGGCUUCUCAAGGAGCACUACUUCUUCCUGGCCCAGAAGAUCUUUAACGACCACAGCGCCAGCCUUGAGGACUUCCAGAGCCGCAGUGUCUCCUGGGCCCAGUUCAACAAGGAGAUCCUGCCUGGUCGGGGAUUCACCUUCUGGCAGUGGUUUGAUGGAGUGCUCGACCUCACCAAGAGAUGCCUGAAAAGUUACUGGUCAGACAGGCUCAUCAUCGGCUUCAUCAGCAAGCAGUACGUCUGCAAGCUCCUGAGCAUGGAGCCUGACGGCACCUUCCUGCUCCGCUUCAGCGACUCAGAGAUCGGGGGUGUCACUAUUGCUCACGUCAUCCGGGGCAAGGAUGGCUCCAGCCAGGUGGAGAACAUCCAGCCCUUCUCUGCCAAGGACUUGUCCAUCCGAUCCCUCGGUGACCGCAUCCGUGACCUGGGGCAGCUCCGCAACCUCUACCCCAACAUCCCCAAGGACCAGGCGUUUGGCAGUCACUACAACAAAGAGCAGACAGGCAAGGAUGGCCGGGGCUAUGUCUCCACUGCCAUCAAGAUGACGGUGGAAAGUGAAAGGGACCAGCAGCCCCAGAGCACUGCAGGGCCCCCCCCCGAGGCCCCCCAGACUCAGGUGUUCAGCCUGCCCAUGCUGCAGCCUGAGCUGCACGCGGAGAGCCUGCCAUCGGUGCUCAGUCCCAUCUGCCCCCCUGCUCCCUUCUGCCCCCAGCCUGUCCCCACAGGCUACCCCACGGGCGAGAGCAACGUCAACAUGAUGGUCUCCAACAACCUCGGGUCCUCCUUCCCCAG
Molecule: messenger RNA, 1711 nt
Organism: Phaethon lepturus (White-tailed tropicbird)
Lineage: Eukaryota; Metazoa; Chordata; Aves; Phaethontiformes; Phaethontidae
Gene: STAT6
Product: signal transducer and activator of transcription 6, interleukin-4 induced
Exons: 14
Biological process (GO): cytokine-mediated signaling pathway; defense response; cell surface receptor signaling pathway via JAK-STAT
Molecular function (GO): RNA polymerase II cis-regulatory region sequence-specific DNA binding; DNA-binding transcription factor activity, RNA polymerase II-specific
Source: RefSeq, a predicted model, not a curated record